UUAGUCGUGUUUAAAUUGGAAGCGCAUGCGGUUGUCGGUGCUCUCGGUUCUCGAUCCUCCAUAAUCGGUGGCUCCGGGUGCCUUAAAGUCCCCACGACUAGCAUUACUCUUAACUGCACUUACUGCAACCUGUGCCCUUUGCAAAAAGUAGAUUGCCAAACAAACUGACUACCCAGUGAAUUUUGUAUGCUGCCGAAGAGUAUGCAAUAGUGUUGCGUGGGUAUCAGUGAUUUAGUGAGCCAGUUUUAUAAUAAAUAAAAAUGCAUGAUCCCAGCGACUACGACUCAGUUUACAGCGAGGAGGACUUUCGGGACACAGUCCAAGGAGCUGAAACUCCUCCGCUGAUGGACUACGAAGAAUUCAGAGUGAAGACAAUGGAUGAAAGACAGCACAUACAGAAGAAAACAUUCACAAAAUGGAUCAAUUCACAUCUUAUCGAUACCCAGUGCACACCAGUAAAGGAUUUGUUCUUGGAUCUGCGGGACGGACAUCGAUUGCUGGCCCUGCUGAGCACCCUGACUCACACAAGCCUGAAACCCGAAAAAGGUCGCAUGCGAGUACACCACAUCAACAAUCUGAACAAGGUGAUUACCGUGAUCCAGCAGCAUGGUGUCAAGUUGGUGAACAUCUCCAGCGAUGACAUUGUGGGUGGCAAUCCCAAGUUGACCCUAGGCCUCAUUUGGCUGAUAGCUCUGGAGUUCAAUGGCCAGCAUCUAGUCAAGAGUCAUUCGAGCAACGGGGUGGAGAAGUCCCUAUUGGCCUGGGCACGUCAGUAUACGGAAGCUCAUGGUCUGCAGCUAAAUGAUUUUUCCAGUUCGUGGUCCGAUGGAAGAGCCUUCCUCAUGAUACUGGAUGCCCAUGUGGAGGAGUUAAAUUUGCAGGCGGCUUUGCAGCAACAUGCCCUGAAAAGACUGCAUUUGGCUUUUGAUUUGGCAUAUAGUCACUUUAAGAUCGAAAAACUGCUGGACGCCGAGGAUGUGCACACCCACAAGCCAGAUAACAAGUCAAUACAGAUGUAUGUGAUGUGCCUUUACCACGCGAUGGAAUCCAUGAGAACAAGGCAGCAGGAGCAGGAUGAGGGUCAGGAUCAGGAUCCGGGAAGAGUGCCCUGCACCAGUAUCACAGACUUGGAUGAGGUGCCUCUGGACAAUGACCAAACCAGUUUGGGGCUCUUUACUUCAGACAGUGGUGGUAGUAUGGAGCAGCGAUCUUCCGCGGAGCUAAAGACCCACUCAAUGCGCCCCUUGAGCACGGCUACCAAUGCGAGUGUGGAGAUCAGUGGCUAUCAGUCUGCUCUCGAGGCAGUACUCACCCUCCUACUGGAAGAUGAACAGCUGCUCUCACAGAACUUGCCGGAUCCGCAGGAUUUUCAGACUGCCAAGAUGCAGUUUCACGAAAACGAAAGCUUUAUGCUGAAGCUCACCGAACACCAGGAGUAUGUGGGAGAAGCUCUAGAGGAGGGUAGCAACCUCAUCAACGAGUCCCAGAAGGCAGGAGCUGGAUUGAGUCAUGAGGAUCAAAACGAAGUGAGGCAACAAAUGGUGUUGCUCAACGAACGUUGGGAAACCUUGAGAUUGCGCGCUUUAGAUGUUCAAGCCAAAAUUCUAAUGAGACUGGCCGAGUUUCAGAAGCAAAAACUCGAACAGCUUCGCCAGUUUCUGACCAGUGUUGAAGAUCGUAUAUCCCAUAUGAGUGACUUAGGACCUACCCUAGAAGAAGCUGAAAGGCAGCUAUUGGAAGCUCAGAAACUCAAGGCAGAUCUAAGUGAACAGCAGGAAUUGGUGGAUAGUCUGAGCAGUAUGGUGGUUAUUGUGAACGAUACCUCUGGCAACUUUAAUGAUCUUGAAGAUCGCUUGAGUGCCUUGGGGGAGAGAUGGUCGCAUGUGGUCAAGUGGAGUGAUCUGCGAUCCGAGAAACUGCAGCAGUAUAAAUGUAUUUCCAGAUGGCUGGAUGCCCGCGAGCAGGAUCUCAAGCUCAUGGAGAGUAGGGAUGUCACAGAUGUGGGCGGCAUAACCCAGCGUAUUAAUGAGCUUAACUAUUGUGCAAAGGAUCUGCUGGAACUGCAGAGAUAUCUGAUAGAUCUGCGACAAAUGGUGGCUGCCACAUUGCAGGAUGGUGAUGACAAGGGCGAAAGGGUACUAAUACAACUAGAGAGCUACGAAGAUCGUUUAGAUGCCUUAAAGCAGAUUGUUGAAGUGCAAACGGUGCGAAUUGAAACCAAGGGCUUCAACUUUGGACGAGAUCGUGCUAGCUAUGAUGACAGUAGGGUUGUGCGUCCUGAAGGAUGGGUGGAUUACCAGAUGAUCAUUCGCUUCGGUGAAGAAGAUUGUCAGGAAGAGGACGAGAAGCAUAAUUUGGCCAGCAAAAAGCGCAAGCUCAGGAACGCUGACAAUUUCAAUGCCCUCGAGAAUCGCAUCAUGGAGCACUUCGGCUAUGUCCAGGAAGUGGAGCAAAAGCUACAGCAGUUACAGAGACAAAGUCUGCGGCAACAGUGUGAAUUACUCAAGGAACUUCAGGCGGAAAAUAGCCGACGCAACGGUACUUUGCCCGAACUUAAGAAACUCUACGAAGUCUGUGAGCUGGAGGAUCCCUCGAGGAACCUUCUCCUGGAAGAAACACACAUCAAGCAGCUGGAGCAAAGAUACGCGACCUUGUCUAAAAAACUAUCAAGCCAACAGAGCGAAAGCAAUACGCUGUUGGCCAAAGAAAAGUAUUACAAUAGUCUGACAGGAUUUAAAUUAGUUUUAGCUGAUUCCAGAGAUUGGUAUAAGCAACACGCUGGUUCAGCCAGUGGCAACGAGCUGGAACAGCGUUUGAGCCACAUGGAAUCCCUGGCAUCGGAGAUUUCAGAGGCCAAGACAGCCACCGAAGAGCUGGAUGAUAAGCUAAUAGAAUGGAAGCAGGACUUCGGGCUGUUCUACGAUAGUUGGCAUGAUAUGAAGCAGGCUUUGCAGGCCCUAAUUCAACAGAGAGGUGGAGAAAGUCUUUCCAGGCAGUUGAAACAAAUCCAAGAUUUUGUAACCAAAGUGUCUAAUCAAAAGGUCCGCGUUUCCAAUCUGGAAGUCAUGCAAAAGCAGCAGCAUAUGCUGAACCAAUUGGUAGAUGAACUAGAGUCUUUUCGGCUAACUUAUGAUAGUAUACCGAAACACCUGGUUGGCGAAGAAUUACAAGCCACUUGGAACCGACUUCCCGAACAGCUAAAUGAGCGCGUGAUUAAGCAAACCACAGCUAUAGAAAACCUUAACCACUUCGCUGCGGAGUAUAAUGCCAUUAUAGCUGUGUUGCGAACUGCAGCCGAUUUCAAGUUGAAUGGAAGUGACGGUGGUAGCAAUCAAGAUCUUCGAAAACUGGAGAUCGAUGUGAUAAGCGCUCGAAAUUUCAGCGAAAUUCUGAUCAAGGAGGCGGAACCAGCCCAAAAGGAAUCGCUACAAUCGCAGAUUAGGGCUCUUAAUACUUUGUACGACCAAGUGGAACAGGUUCAUCGGGAGAAGAAGCAACAGCAGACGGUUCUGCAAUCCCAGAUCGAUCUCAUCCAGCUGAGGCUCAAGAAAACUGAUCAGUGGCUAACUGACCUGGAGAGUAAUACACCCAAAUCGGGAAUUAGCGAUAUAGGAAAUUCCAACGAGUUGUUCCAGAGCAAGAGUCGCUUUCAAACUCUUAAGGAAACGUGCGAAAAGGAAACCACCCAGUUCAGAGAUCUCAAUGAACGCGGUGGUGAGUUGCUCCUUCAAAUGGAUGAGCUUCAGGACCAGGAUAGGGAGUCCCGAUAUGGAUCGCUGGCCAAGCAAUUCACACGCAUCAAUGCCAGAUGGACGGAGGUCACCGAGCUGGUUUAUGCAAAGACAGCUCUUCUCGAGCACAUCUCAACGCAGCUGGGGGAGUUCAAGAAGUUCAUGGUUAGCGAGACGGGUUACCUGGACAAGUUGGAAAACAAGAUACGCAACACGCCAGAGAAUGCAGCCGACGCAGAGGAGAUCAUGGAGGAACUUGAUGAUCUGGAGAAUGUUCUGCGCUCGCACUCUGAGGAAUGGCUGGACAAGAUUCAGGAAAUUGGCAACGAACUAAUUGACAACGAAUUCAUGGCCGACUCCAUGCGACGCGACAUUGAUGACACCGUCCAACGAUGGACGCAACUCCAGCAGCAGGCCAAGAAGCGAGCCGAGCUCCUGGAGCAAAAGGUCAGCGAGGCGGAGCAGUCCGAGAAGUGCAUCGUGCAGUUCGAGAAGUGGCUGACUCGGGUGGACGACAUACUCAGCGAUCAUCUGGAGAACGAUGUGACCAUUGAAGAUCUGCCGGAGGAUUUCCAGCGCUUAGCACGCGAGUUUGUGGCCAAUGAGAAAAACUUUAAGGAGAUCAGCGAACUUAUUGACGAGCACACGAGGAACGGCAAGGUCGGAGCUGCCAAUCGCCUCCAGGAGCAGCUAAAUCUGAUGGAGGUGAGGUUCAAGUACUGCCAGGCCAAGCUGAGCAAGUGUACUGCACCCCAACCUGCCUACGAAUCGCGUCUGAACAGGUCCUAUGCGAAUCUUCGAAAUGUGGAGCGAUCCACUCUGGUACUAGAUGUCGCAUCCGCCGGACCCAAUACGGUUCAGGCUCAAUACCAAAAGUGUCUGCAAAUUUAUCGCACUCUGUCGGAGAUAAAGGCGGAAAUCGAGAGCACAAUUAAAACCGGUCGCAGGGUUUGCGAGGACCGGUACACAAAAUCCCCAAAGCAACUUAGUCAGCGGAUUGAUGCGCUGAAGCACCUGUACAAUGCCCUCGGAGACAAUGUGACCCAGUCAAAGGCGUUCUUGGAAAGUCUGCUCACACUAGCGAGGCAAUUAGAGGAGUGUUUCGAUUCGGCGGACACCCUAAUCCGGCGCUUUGAGUCGCCGCAAGAGGUCCACGACAGAAACUCCAUACUCCUGGAGUUCGAGGAUGUGCUGCGGAGGUGCGAGGACCACUACAAUGAGUAUAGAAAAUCCUGUGACCAGAGCUGCAUGGCGGAAACCCGCCAAAGGAUCGAUGGACUGAAGGCCACGUACCACAAGUUGACCAGUGCGGACAUUAUCAAGCGGCUCACCGAGAUGAAGGCCACCCUGCAGAACCUGGACAAUAUUUCCCUGGAGACCCUAAAGGCAAUGGAGCACGACCUGAAGGAGAUAAAUGUGCCCUCGAAUCCGGAAAUUGAGAAAUUGCAGCAGCAAGUAAUUGCAAUUGUCGUGGAUGUGCUGAAAACCCGUUUCAAUGAAGCCACAACGCUUGCCGCUCGAAAUACGAGCUCUCCGGAAAAUGACGACACGGAAAUAGUAGUAGUCAGCGAUACAGUGCGUCAACGACGGGCCAGGACACCCCAAUCAGGGGAGUCCCCAUCAUCCGCACCCACCAGUUCCUCUGAGUCGCCAACGAAGGGUGUGGAGAAUAGUACGGUAGCGGUUGGCGACCUGCCAGGUGGAGUCCUGCCGGAUCUUCUCCCGCCUCAAACAUUCCGGCUGGCCGAGUCCAGUACUCUGUUCUCCCAGAUUUCCCUUAAUCCAGAGAAGGUAUCCAAGACUCCACCACCUAAACCGGCGAAAACAAAGCGAAAGGCUCCAAGUUCUCCCGCCCAAGUUGUGGAGAUCAGGGUGAAGAACAUCCAAAACGAUAAAAUGUCAGUGCAGAAUAUUGAUCUAGAACCACAGCAGGGUGAAAUCGUGGACACCGUCAAUAUCCUGGAGAGUGUGGAACCCUUUGUACCCGAGUACGUGGAGACUGUACAGAUUGUAGAUCUCUCCGAGGACUCGGACUCAUCGGUUAGAGUUGAUAGUCAGGGCAAGGAGGUGCGACGGUCGAGGAGCAAGCACUCACUGAACGAUGCUCCACUGCCCAAGGUUUCGGAUAACGAUGAAGACUCGGCGGAACAGGAGGAGGACCUCAUACGUCCCUCGGCUGGAAAUACAAGCACACCGUUCCUGAGGGUGGAAAAGCACCGCAUCUCCUUCGAUGAGAAACGCAAACGAGUAGCUAAUGAGCGCGAUAUCCUGCGUGAUUUCGAAGAGGAGGAACCCAAAACACCGGAUACUCCCCGGUCAGCGCAAGUAUCCAAACCAAAGCGCUGGCGCCAGCUUCAGCCAGAAAUAGAUGCCCUGGAACCCGAAUCCCCCGGUCGCGAUAGUUUCUAUAGUCCCGACAAAGAAUCCGGUUUCGAUGCUGAGCCUCUCGUGUUUUCCGACGAUGAGGAUAUACCGCGUUUCUCGCUGGAAAUGACACCAACCAUUGACUCCGAUAGUGAUACGAGUCGCAUUGAGACGCCCUCCACCAAAAAGCCCAAUCCUUUCCUGAGCAAGGUCCUAGAAUCGAUGCCUUCUCCGGUGGAUGACUCGAAUGUAACGCUCAAAAGUCCGCUCAGCGAACAGCUGCCCCAGAAUCUGGAUGAUCGUGUCCGAGAGUUCGAUAAGCAGGCCAAGCAGAUGAUCUACAAGUUGAAGCUUACGAAGGCCAAGAUUGAACAGUGUCACGAAAGCGAAGCAGAGGAUCUGAGGCUCCUAAUAGCUCCCGAUGCAGCCACCUUGAUAUCCCAGGGAGACUCCUUGGUACUGGAAACCCAUGGAAGACAGGGCAGCAUUUCCCGCCUGGUCAUGCGCACCCAAAUAAUAUUGAGGGAACAGUUUCGAGAAGUGCAGCAAGCUACAUCCAAUACCUCGGGAAGUGGGACGCCAGCUCCUCCACUCGACAGUGUGAACAUCGAGGAACUGGUCACCAAGGGACUGCGUCGCAUCAACGUUCUUAUAGAGAAGACUGUGGAUCUAAAGUCUAGCAGCGAUCUUGAGAAGCGCAUGGAGGAUAUCAACGAGCGGCACGACGAUUUGCAAGUGAUUGUCAGCGCCAUUGGCAAGAACGCCCAGAUGCCGAAGGUCACGCCCCUCAUGAUGAACGAAAUUGAAAAGACGAAAAACAAUUUGAUAGCUCACGCGGAUUCCAUUGAGCUCUCGUUGACGGAACUAAGAAAUGGCCCCCGAAUUUCCAAUGGCAUGGAGCGUCCAGAUGCAUCCAGUGCGGCCACCAUGAGCUGUCGUUCGGAGUACAAUAACGAGCCGAGUGGUACUGGAGCGUUGGCCGGCAGCUUCGAUAAGUCGGUGCUGCAAAUUUCCGACUGGCUGACUUGGGAACAAAACAUGAUCAAGAUACAGAGCGUGCUCGUCGACGAUGGCGAUGCAGUGCGACUGGCCAUCGAGAAGCAAGAGAAAGUCCUGCGUGAAUUGAAAAUGAAAAAGCCGCAGCUUAACGAACUGGUUCACACAGCGGAAGUGCUCAAAGGCGACGUAAAACGGCAGCAACUGCAGGAGAAAGAACUGAAACAGUUUUCCCUAGCCCCGCACUGUUCAGCGGACUUAGAUUAUAUGCGUUGCUGUCUGAAAGUGACCCGAUUGCGAGAACACUGGGAUGAGACGUCACAAUGUGUCCUGCAGCGAGCUGCCCAACUCAAAAACAUGCUGAGCGACUCCCAGCGGUUUGAGGCCAAGCGCCUGGAGCUCGAGAAAUGGCUGGCCCGCAUGGAGCAGCGUGCCGAGCGAAUGGGAACCAUCGCCACCACAGCCGACAUCCUGGAGGCCCAGCAGAAGGAGCAGAAGUCCUUCCAUGCGGAGUUGCACCAGAACAAGCAGCACUUCGACAUCUUCAACGAGCUUACCCAGAAACUGAUUGCUGUCUAUCCCAAUGAUGAUACCACCAGGAUCAAGAAGAUGACGGAGGUCAUCAAUCAACGAUAUGCUAACUUAAACAACGGAGUCAUCAAUCGCGGCAAGCAACUGCAUGCAGCGGUGCAUAGUCUUCAGUCUUUCGAUCGAGCCAUGGAUCAGUUCCUUGCUUUUCUUUCGGAAACGGAAACACUUUGCGAAAACGCGGAGUCUGACAUUGAACGCAAUCCAUUAAUGUUCAAGGUGCAACUGGGUUAACAUGGCUGCGAUGGAAAUUGCUGCAAGGAGAUCGGAGAGGUGACGGCGGUAGGGGCGCGUGCUAUGCAAAUGGCGUCUGAAAAUUGAUACAACAAAGGGAAGAAGGGCUGCGAAAAAAUCUGAAAAACUGCUCGCAGUAAACGAAAUGCAUUUGCCGUUUUUGCAAUUUGUUCAGACGCCCCCAACUCGAUUUUUGAGCAUAUGCAACAGCUCAAUUUUGUAUUGAAUGGCCCUGCACUUGCCUCAAAUUCAGCACAUUUUCCCACUUUUUUGCCUGCCAUAUUGUUUGUUUGAAUGGCAGCUUCAUUAAUGCGAAUAUUCAGCCGACUGACAAUGGGAUUCGAGAUCAAAAUUUUCCCUUUUAAUACUACUGGAACUUCGUUGGCAUUUCUGUGUGGUUGAUGAAAUCAAAUUGCAAGCAAUUACUUUAAUGUUACCGCUACCACGCCCCUCGCCAGGGGUUCCGCCCACAAUUUUAAAAGUGCAAAAGACCGCAACUCGUUUGCGGUUCUCGCAUUUCGAAUAUUUGAAUGGAACCGCCAUUAACUGCGGUGAAAGGUAAAAGGUGCUCAAAUAUCUUUAUACAAAAAAUAUAUGUCCAUGUGUGCGGCUGGGGAACAUUGAACUCAUCGGGUUUGAUUGAUUGCAAUUGAAUUCGAGGAGGGAAAAAACAAGAUUCCGUUGGCUCUCCUGGAUGCCAAAAUGCCAGGAUGUUAAUGAUGUGUGCACGUGUGUCUGGCUCAUAAUUAAGAGAAAUGUUCCCGGGAAAUUAAUGAAGUCAGAAAUGGAAAACUGGACCAGAGAGCGAAAUAUCCCUGAAAAAAUGCCUUUUAUAAUAUAUUUCAUUAUAUGAUGUAAAGACGCGUAUUAAAAAGGAAGCCAAAAACAAAAAACAAUAAACAUAUAAUAUAUUUUAUAACAAAGUUCUGUUUAUGAUUUAACUUUAUACUGUUUUACAACACAGUUUCCCACUUUUCCUUUUUUUCUGAAAAACUUUUAAUUUGAAUUUUAAAAUACGUACGCAUUAAAUCCAUCAGCCUUGGGAAGAAGACAUAAAUGACACAUAAUUCUGUUACCGCCAUUCGUUUAUCGUCUCAGAAAAACAGCAAACUUCUAUUUUGCAUGCAAAUACACACCCACUGCCUCUCACAUGAGCGAAGUGAAACCUUAUAUUUCCCAAGACUUGUUUUCGUUGCACAACUUAGCAUCGAUUACAUUUUUGCCAAAUUGAAUUGUGCAUGGCAGUGCUGAGCAAUAGGAAAAUAACGAAAAGAAAAUGGGAAAAGGGAGAAAAAAGAAAUUGCUUCCUUGCAUGUUUUCCAUCCAGUCACAUGUGAACGGAAAGAGGAGUGGGCGAUGCGAUGUCCUGAAAAUUGGGUUGCCUGAUGACAAGAGCUGAAUUCAAUUGAACGAAAAACUUGCAAAAAGAGGAAGCACCAUUUGCAUCGAUGUGCAAUUUACGGCCUAAAUGUCAAUUUCACUUAAGGCCAACUUUCACUUGGGCGAUGACAGGGAUUCUAUCUUUAUCCUAUUUUCGAUCUGAGGCUUAGGACGCUUUAAGUCGGUGCCAUGUUGACACUUUAAGUAUUAUUAGUAGACAAUGGAAGCAAAGAAAGGGGAGAGAGCUAGGCAAACAGAAGGAGAGGGAGAAAGAGAAACUUGACUUUUCCGAGUCAAAAUGGCGGUCGAGUGUGUUUAUAGAUGAAGUGAGACAAAUACCGCCAUAAUUCCUGCCCAAAGGGUCAUCCCACAGUAGAAUUUACUAUUUUGAUAUCCUUCUAAGAUACUGUCUUUGAUUAAUGUGUACUGAAGAUAAAUCUAAUUCAUGUCUUGAUGUCUAAAGAUUAUUAAGCUAAAAAUUCUUUACAAGAAUUUUGUAUAUAAUACAUCUAUAAAUAUAAACAGCAUUUUUGAUCAAUGGAAGAGAUGCAAAAGCAAAAUGUGUUUGAUAAAUCUUAUCAUUUAUCAAUUUAAGUUCAGAGAGUGUACAGUACAACCCGACGUGCAUGUGUUCGUUUUAUGGAAGCCUGACUGUUAAUCAUUGUCCGUGCCUACUUUUAGGCUUUUGCCAGAGAGUUGAAAGUGCAGGCAUAGAAGGCACAAGGAUAAUUGCAAUCCCGCUAAUGCUGGCGAAUGUGCUGUGGCUUUGUUUCGACAGCAACAACAAUCGUCACUCAAUUACUCUCGGAGCUUUGAUGCAUUUUCCUGGAGGCACAUCGCUGCACCCCACCCAUUGCCGCCCACUGCCCAUUUUCCUUUGUCAAUCUGUGUUGACAUUUGUCAACGAACUGUUUUCAGCACUGUUUUUUUGUUUGGGAUUUAUUGUGUUUAAUGUGUUGAAAAGUCUCCUUAUUUAUGGCAACUGGAUUAGGGGCUUGCCGCUCCCAGUUUUCCUCGUUUCAGGGGUGACAGCUGCGGAAUAGUUGUCACAUAGUUUCCAUGUGUUGUCAUUGUCUUUGUGUCGUGCUCGAUUGUGUGGAAAAUUGAAAAAGAAACAAACAAAACAGAGCUGAACUGAACUGAGGCAAACGGAGAAGGAAAGCUCGGCAAGACUUUGGUAUUGUCUAUACUCAGUUGUUGUUAUGGGGAAAAAAGAGGAAUUCGAUUUGCCAAACGGAUAUUAAAGGUAAACAUCGACUUCAUAGGAAAAAGGCAUGGUUUGAUUAAAUGAAAUCUCAGUGAGUUGGCAUACAAAGUAUGAGAUUCCAGGAUUCCGAGUGUGCUGAAAAAAUAGUUAUAAAAGGUUUCAUACACACAUGAAUCAAAUUAUUUUCUGCACCUAAUGUUUUGCAUUUUUCUGUCAAGUAAUGUCAUUCAUUUUUCCGUCACCACAUAUCUGCAUUAAAAUUGGUGCUCUUGGUGAUUCUAUUUUUGCAUUUGAUAUAUAGUUUUCUGAUGGAAUUCAGCCAACUCGGGUAAAUUUUAUUGCUUUUUUUUUUAUUAUUUUGCUGGCUCUUUGGUUGCCAACAAAAUAAAGUUUUAUGACACGAAAAAUGUUGCAACUAAUAUUUUAGACGUUGUAUUGCUUUCAAGUUUUCUCUUUUAUGUUUUGUAUAUGGCUGCUGCUUUCCGACAGAAAGCUAAUAGUGUUUGGCCAUUUUUCAUACUGCUCCUGAGGAUGGAGGAUAACGGCCAGCACACACACAUCCACGCUCAGUGGAGUGGUGCUGUCGUUAACUCAAAGUUUGUUAAAAAUUUUUAUCAGCAUGCCGAGGCAAUGACGUGGCCACAUCACACGGACGCGUAUGAGGGAGCGGGUUUUUCGGAUGGGAGUGUGGAGGAUGUGGACACGGACACGAACACGGACACAGACACGGAGAGCGGCUGCCAGGAUGCAGGAUGCAGGAAAAUGAGGAUGUGGAGCAGCAGGAGGUGAAACCGCUAGCCACAACAUGACGACGUCACUGACAUGUGACCAUACAUACUAAUAAAGCUUUAGUUGCUUGCUCAGAGCUGUUGAAAUUUUUUCAGUAUUCUCUAUCCUACUAAUGAAUUUGGUGUGGAAUUUCAGUUAAGAAAUAGUUUAGUGAUUGAUGGCUUAGAAGUUUUGAAAGUCUUCAGAGCAAUUUAAAGUUUGACUGUAUGUUAAUAAUGACAGCUUGGAAUUUUGUUUAACUUUUUCAGGUGCUAUCUCAUGACAUCUAAAUUUUUUGGCUCUUUCAAUCCAACAUGUUUUUAAUAAAUGCAUUUAAAAAAAGAAAAAAUUGAUUCCAAUCCCUUGUUAAGUACAUUAUUCGCUUCUAUCUUAUGCAUAAGUCGAAAUUCGUUUUCAUUUUAUUUAUUCCGUUCCCCUAUUACGCUUUCCUUAUAAAUUCCUAGCGUAUCGUGACUUCGUUUAUCUUGAUCUGCGUAGCUUCAAUUUCCCCAGUUCCUUUUUGGAAAUUUUUUCGUGGCAGUUUUUCUUUUUCAUCGCCCGAACAGGAGAUGACAAAGUCCGUGCAGGCGAAGAUUAGUAUUCCAGCUAGCCUGGCUUCUUUUCCAUACAUUUUUUUGGUCAGCUUGGCUGAGGGAUGCCUUCUGGUAGAUCCCUGUUCAUGUUUCUGCUUUGCCAGCCAUUUCCUUGGCUAUUUCUGCAGCAUUAAAGUUGUUGUUGUAUGUUGCAUUUACGCUUCCGCUCCGCUUGACAGAGAAAGAGACAGUAGCAGCGCCACGAAGAGAGAGAGGGAGAACGCAGACUUUUAGUGGCACCAUUAUGAGAUGAAGGACCCUUUCAGCUUUCGGAGCAAAGCUCAGUCAGUCAGGCAACCGCUUUAUGUGUAGAGUUCAUUACUUUUAUGUGAUUAUGUGUCAUGUGUGCUCCCAGCAUGGUAGGGAUAGGGAGUGUGGGUGUAUGUUUGAGUGCGGCACAUGUCAGUGUGUCAUUGGCAUUAUUAGUUUUUCCGUAGCACACUUUUCCGACGCCCCUCUACAGCUGGCUUACAUCUGUGACAGUUGUGCGAAAAACUUGUCCCGAAAUUAGUUGCAAUUAUUUAUGGCCUUGGCUUUUUGUGGCUUCGCUUUUUGUUCCGCCGAACUAGGGUAGCUAAUCAGUUGAAAGUUGAUGAUGGCAUGUGGGUAGCUUUGAGUCAACUAAUUUGUUUAUUUUGUGUAGAUUUGUAUCACGGACAGAACAGCACACGAAUCCCUAACCCACUUUUGAUAGAUGGGAAACGACCAUUAACAUGUAAUGCCUAUGUGCUGGUAUUUUCUCCUCGAAAAAUUUCCACAAAAAAUGUUGCACUUGUACGAGACUUUCUGAACAUUUGCCAAAAAGUCCGGACCGGUCCCUGUUCACAGGCAGCUGACCAGUAAUGAGUUGCCAGCCAGCUUCCAUUCAUUAUGGCCAGCUAACACAUGGCUAUAUUACACAUACGCAGUGUUGUACACCGAGAAACAUGAGUUUUCACAAGGGCGACGGGGACUUAAAGCUAGCUGAUAGGAAAAAGAAAUUGUAAAAGAGGGAAUUUUCAUCGUUGUUUCAUUGCCAACAACAUGCAACAUGGGAAAUAUGAACGAGCACCAAACAGGUUCCCCCUCGUAAUACCCGGAUGAUUCCUUUUGCCCGACGUAUGUAGUUAACUGUCUGCGGAUUCUGCUAACAAGACUCGUCAGUGAUUUGAGUGCUGCAUACGAGUUUGUUAUGCGAGUUGGAAUUAGCAUAGUUAGGAUACAACGAGUUCCCUCCUGAUUGCCAGCGAACCGCUCCUCGUAAUGAUGUGCAACUUGGUAUCAUCAUGGUAGCAGUAUGUCAGAACGAGAUGGGAAUGCCAACCUUUGGCUGCUGCUGCGAAUUCUCUGUAGUGUCGGCAUCUAUUAAUAUUAAUAGCUGUGAAAUGGGGUCAAAGAGUCUCCUCCAAUUAUUCAGGGGCUAAGAGUGGAUUGCGACGAGUGGAUAAUUUAAAAAAAGCUUUUGUUAAUCUUUUAUUACAAUUUAAUUAUAAAAACUCCAAUUAAAGUGCUUAGUAGCUCUGGAUAUUAUUAGGCUUUACUAAAUAAAGUUUUUGUUUUUAUUUGUAAUAUUAAUACUCGAUCUAUAAAUAACUAAAAGAAAUAAUUUUCUUGCAUAAAUUUUAUGGUUUUAAUUGAUUAAUUUGAAGGUUCGAUUUUUGUAUACAAUUCGUGUAUUCUAAGUUUUCACACAUAAAAUCUUUUACGUAUUUUGUCGACCUGCUUUCAUUAAAAACGAUGUGUUUGUUGAGCCCAGAAGUGCACAUUUUGUGCCCCACAUUUUGUCUACUUGUAAUAUCCACUCCACAUUUUCCACUUUCGAAAGCAGUGCCACGGCUUCCAUUUUCUUCGGUUGCCCAAAAAUCAUUAGCAGGCGACCGAAAAUUCAGGUCAGCCGCUUAAUGUGCCGCAUAAGUACCUAUAAGUAUGCAAUGCACUUUCGCCCAGGUACGCCACACCUAUCAAGUUGUACACCUAUACAGCGUACACCCAUACACCCCCAUACUCCACCCACACCGAGGCAGCGGCCACGCACAGAUUGCGGCAACAAAAUCUGUACACUUUGGCUCCAUUAAAGCAGCACGCACGAAGAGGCCACGGCUGCCAGUCCGUGAGCAUCCAACACAAAAGUGUGAUGUCAGUGGCUCACUCAUAUAUCCCACCACCACCCACCGCCCCCUGCGGUAUUUAUUUAGCCUAUAAAGCUUCAGUGGGUUACAGCCGUCUCGCACACCGUCAAAGCGUUCACCCAUAGGAGAGCAACUGGGAAGACUGAAGAAAGGAGGUUGUAUACCCGCACUAUGGGAUACUGAUUACAUUUCUCAGACUUGGUAUGGUCGCUUAUCAUUAAAAAUACCGCAAAUUAAAAGUAUUAUCAUGUGAAGAUAUUUUGAUUGGAUUUUGUGUUCUUACAAUGAACUCUGCACCAAGACGAAGAUCUAAAAUUGGUUUAAAAUGCCUUAAAAUAUGUUUUUUUUAUAAAUAAUUUGGAGUAACCAGUUAUGAAGAUAUUUUACUCGACCUCCUUGUUCUGAACCCAAAGCUUUGAAACAGAUUAAACAGAAACAGAUGAAAUAUCCAGCAUGACAGGACAGGACUUAAACUAUAGUUUGAAAUGCGCUUUCGUAAUUACUAAGACGACCCAUCGCGCUGCAAGUACCCUGUAUGAAAAACGGGGGAAAAAUGAGUGGAAAGUCGAGCGGAAAGUGACACACUAAACCAAAAGCAGAGCCUGCCCGCGCGGUUCAUAUGGCAGUUCAGUUCAGGCGGUUGCCGCUCUGGUUGGACUCUGUUGACCUAAAAAUCUCAUUUGCCGCAUGCCCAUUUCUGCCAUCACUUUUGUUACCUUACUUUUGUCGCACCUCUUGACUGUGGGCGGUGUUCUUUGUUUUCGGCUCUUGGUUUCUGCAACUGCGCCCCCAGCUAACGAAAAUUAUAGGAGCACAGCAGCAGAGAUUCUUUGAUAUAAAUAAAACGCAAAAAAUAUAUAUUCUUUAGCUCAUGAGAAAAAUUGAAAGAGGAAGUGCUGGAAAUGAAAUUUGAGCCCGCAGCUUGACCUAGAAGAAGCCGAAAGACCAUAUGUUCUGCGCUUCCCAUUUCCCCGUUCAGUUAAUUUCCUGAACAUGACGUGCUGCUUUCCUUGCCUUUUUUUUUAAGUUGUAAGACAAAAUUCUCGAUUGGUAAUCAAAGUCCUUUUCAUAAACGAACAACUUCAACAAGCUUCAAUUUAAUAAAACUGAACUUUUCAUGCUCGUUUAGGGUUAGUGCUCCACAGUUUUUCCAGAGGCGAAUAGCAACCACAGACUCUUGAUAAAUAUUAAAUGGUCCUGUUUGUUUAAGCAAGUAACGGUGUAAAAUGUAAAAAUCUCUUGUUAUCUCUUUCUUGUAGCAAGCGUAAUCGUAUUAUUUUAAUAACAAGUGCGUACAAAGUGCAGUAAAUAGUUGAAAAAGACAACAUUCAAUCGAAAGCUGGGAAUACAUUUGUACCUUUAUAUAUAGUAUAAACUGCUAAAAAAGUUAAAAGGCUUUAUGACGAUUAAUUAACGGUCUUAGAUAUACUCCAAAUAAAAUCAAAUAUUAACAGCUCAUUUGGGCACUGAACAUAGGUUCCCUGACAUCCCUGUUCAAAUUCACAAGUUGCCAUCCACUAAUUGAAUUUAAAUCGGAUUUAAUGUCGUUUCGCAAAAAUGUUGGCCAGUUGGCACUGAUUUGGUUCCAAUUCCAUUGGCUUUUCUGUCCUCUGCCUUUUCGGGAUGUCAAUCUAAUAAAGUGCAAGUGAAAGCGGUGGAAAUUCUGCUCAGUUCUUUGCUGUCACUUAAUAAUUCAAUCCCAGAAUGUAGGCAACGUUUGGUAACCCUCAAUGCCAGGCAGAUUUUAUUAUUUUUCCUCGGCUCUUUUUUAAUUUUCUUCGUUUCACGUCUUUUGUUGUCAGUGGAAAUGUCACAUGGAAAUCCAAAUAAGCAAAGCAGCAAGAAGAAAAACGAUGAAAAUUGUGUUAGUCUCGCGACAGAGCUGACAAAAUGAUAGAUGGAAGCCGCGUCAAAAUGGCGAAGAAGGAAAAACUGGCAAUCGAGGGGCGAAAAAAUUAGCGUGCGCCUUAAAAAAGCUUCAAAAGCAAUCAAAAUGACAACUUAAGUAGGCUUCCCAACAACACGAAAAGAAGGAAAGCCGCGAAGGGAAAGUGAAAAGAAAGAACUUAAGUUUAAAUAAAAGUAAGGACGAAAAGAGGAAAACUCUCCUCCUAGGGUUAGAUGGGAAUCGUGAGAAAUGUGGGCUCAAUUAGGGCAUAAUUGUUUGUUUUCUCACUCGGCUGGCUGGCUAGCUGCUAAUUGAAGCAUCAAAAGUUUUUUAUUGGCUCCCGUCAAGUGUGAGAGGGCAAAGAUGUAAUUCAAUUCCGCUCUGCCCCGUGCCCCAAAUGAAAAUUGAUGUUGGCUAAGCAAUUAUGAAAAUGUUGGCUGCCUAAGGAACAGCUCCGCUGCGUCAAAGUUCUCCCAAAUCGUGCGUAAAAUUGUUAAACUUUACUGCACAAGUCGAAGCAGACUUGCUAAGGAAAAUGUGUGGUCUCUGAGCCAGAACAGAUUUUCAUGCGGUUGUCUUUUCGGCCGGGCUGAGAACAUCAGUUUGUGUGGGACCCAAAUGCGCAUUUAACUUAAUCAAGAUUUUAAUAUUUAAAGAAUUUUCAGACCGGCAACAAAUUUGCUAACACACACAUACACACACACCGUACUCUUGUCAUCUCUUAUCAUUCUGAAGACCUUUACCAACUGUUUUGUGCUGGCAGGCAAAAAAGGGUUCUUCGUUCUCUGUUCUUGCUGCCAAAAGAGGAAACUAUUCUGCCAAGGACAAACAACAUUAUCUCUCUUACAUGAUGCUUGCCACACUUCAAUUGCUUGUAAAUGCCACACAAUAGAUACAGCCCAUUCCACAAACUCCCCAUCCACCCACUUCACUUGAUAAGUUCGUAGCCAAGUUGUUGUUGAGAAAAGUUUACUGGUAGUUUUCCCUUUCCGGCUUCUGGCUGUCGACUUGAUUUAGUUAUAUGUGUUGCACAUUUAUUUAUUUCGACCGGUUUUCUCUGCGAAAAUCAAUACCCAAAAUGACAGCUGCUCUGUGGCUCAAUCCCCUAAAACGUUUUGCAAUCUCUAUAGACAUUGGCAAAACAUUUCUGUAAAUAUUUAAAAUGAGGUCAAGGUUAUUUCACAAAUUUUAAGCGUGGGCUGGGAUUAUGGCCUUAACGGGUUGAGAUUGAGUUUUUUUAAUAUUUUAAAGUAUGUUAUUUUACAAUCAUACGCAACAUUGUGCUAUAGGAUAACCAUAUUUUUUUCUUACAUAUAUGUCUUUAUUUUCUAAGUGCAACUUGGAAUAAUGAAAAUUAUAUGUUUAUCUCUGGGCUUACGGGACCCAAACCCAACGGUAAGGAGAUACCACAGCUGUAAAACAUUUACCCAACUUUCGUAAUGGACUGUGGUCCAUAAAAACUUUGACUAUAAACUAUAUGGUGCUACUUCUUAUAGCCAGCUCUCUGCAAUAAUUCAGUGGUUUCAACUGCUUUACACUUUUCACGAUACUAAAUCAUAUUUAAAGGCGAUUAAAUAGGCGACGAGUGCAAGACACAUAAAUUAUGAAGACGAGGCGGCAGGCUUAAGUCGAGAGGUGUUGGAAUAAAUCUCACACAGACAAUUGGGUUUGUGUGGGAGAAGCAGAAAUUCUCCAGGCCUCAUAGAAACAACAUGUAUCUGCUGCCAACAAUGACAAAUUACCCAAAGCACAAAAAUGAAUGAGCGGAGAAUCACGCAAUACGCAGACAGGCACGCAGAAAGUAUCUGGCAGAUACAACAUGUUGUUAACAGCGACAAUAACAAGUUAUGAGGCAGCUACAGACUCUCUGCAUAACAAUAAACAGCAAGUUGGUGAAAUUUAUUUCACAAAACUAUUGUGCAAAUAAUGAAGCGCCCCGGGUCUCAAGACUCGGGGCGGAGCUCUCUUCACUAGACGUAAAAGUUAUAACUUAUAAGCAUAAUUCUUGGGAGGGAAGAGUGCGAGCAAGACAACACAUGUUGGCAUGUUGAUUGUCGCGUAUGCUUCGUAGUCUGCUUUUGGGCGGAUUAUUCCUCCACAACGCACAUUGUCCCCAAAAGUAUUUGCCAACUAGAUUUUUGACUUAGCAUUGUGGAGUGUAUAUCUGAGCUAGGCAUGCCUCGAUUUGAUCCGCUUUUCGUGGCGAUGGAAAAGUAGUGGCGUCCAAAAAAGGCAUGGAGUCAGAAAGUUUGCCAAGGCUUUGGUGUGGCAAAUCCCAGCGACCUUUCCCUAACCGCAUCACAUUAAGCUCGUGGUCUUGUCGACUUCAUCUGGCACAAGCUUAACUUUGAUUUCAGACACACUUCCCUGGUGAGUAAGUGAGUAACUAGCCCACUUAAAUGCGCGUUAGAACGAUGACAAGAUUUCAGGCACGGAGUGUUGGCUUUAAGAAAAAAGUUAAGGGACGUUGAAAGAAAAAUCUCCAACUGAGAAUCAGGUUACUCUUUCUGGUCUAAAAUGACUCUUUAUAUAUUUCAUAUGAAGAUAAUUCCGCCUAAUUGAUACAUUUAACCGAGCUAUUUUGGUUAAAUUACUUCACAAGUGUGCCUUACAUUGUAUUGACUGUUAAGCAAUUUUUGUGAAGGCCAAAAUCUAGGAAAUGAGCAAAGUUUCCACUCUCAGCUGAUGACGUUUACCGUCAACUUAAAAGCCUUGCUGAGGAUGAUAGCGUGUAAGUGAUUAAACUUCAAGGUACUUGAAGUUCCCUCUCUGGCUAAAACCAUUUUCAAAUAAAUAAACUAAACUUGGCCACGGUGCCGAGAAAAGUUAUCGGCCAAAAGGAAAGGCAAAAACUCUUAUUAGCCAGGAAGAGAAAAAGAGCAAAGUGGCAGGACAAGUAGACAGGCAAUUGCGAUAUAAAUAGUCAGUUGGAGCAGCUGCUGGAGUCCUGGGGGAAUUGGUCGGGGAUCCGGGAAAGAUGCAGUUGACAAACUAGAAGGAUACUAAAGCUUUUCUUAAAUUUGCUUAUGUUUUGUAGAGCAAAAUACUUAGGAAAAGCAACUUUAUCGCUUAGUGGCAUUAUGAGAAAUAUACUUCUUACCAUCACUGCCGAACACAACAAGUAGGCCACAUUGAAUCAAAGAAAGUCUGUCCAUUUUUUGUUUAUUGUUUUUUAUUAACAUAAUUGAUUGCCCGAUUUGUAUGGCUGUGGGAAACUCUUACACUUAUUGGGUAAGUUGUUCGAACUGCAGCAUCUGAGACAUUUUCUCCUCUGGCCCAGAAUGGGAAAUCAGUAAGAAAUCAGGAGCACGCCAUUACACUUCCGCCUCCUUGGAAUUAACUUAGCUGCUUAUCCUUUAUCCUCGGCUGAAACAUCUGGGUUUUCCUCCUCCAACUUUUACUUGAUUGAUGACGCUCAUUUGUACUACGUGUGCUCGGCUGAGUCUCCCUCUUUUUCCAGGUUGUGCCAAAUAAUUCUGCUUAAUUUUAAAUCAGUUUGCAAUUUGCUGCGUAAACUUUUCUAUACCGCCAUCUCCUCCUCAUGCGGUUGAAUUUGGUUUAUUGCCUCGGUGCGUGUUGCAUACUUCUUGCGGUGCCUGUCGGAAAUGUUUCUCAGUCCAGUAGUCGUUGUUGUCGGUUGUUUAUAAUACUUAAGCACACUCACGGGUAAAGUUAACCGCAAGUUACCAACUUUAUUAAUGUGCGUAUAUGCCCGUUCAUGGGCCUUUUUUUUGCUUAUUUUUUAUGGACUGUCUGUGUGUCGGCUUUGUUUGUCGUUAUUGCCUUUCCAGUUUAUUGUUUACUUUUCGGAAGUGUGUUACUUUUUAUACUUGUAUAUUAACUUGGAAAAAAAGUUGACAGAGGUUCGCAUUUUGUCACUGAUUUAUUUUCAUUAUGUCAGAAGAGACGUGAAACCAGAAGUUUAUUUUUUAAUUUGUAGAUUUGUGGUAUGUUGAUGCUUUAAACGUGCUACGGAGAUGAUCAAAAUCCCCUUAUUUACUAAAUCGAAGUAGUGUUAUAUUUUACUAAAUUAACUUAGGUUUGGAAUUUCAAGUCAUAACCAUUAGGUUAGUGAGCAAUCAAAAUUUAAUCUUUGGGAACAUAUUUGUCGAGCCAUUGUCGUCACUUUGUUCAUCUAGGUUUAACACACACUCUUAAUGUGGACUGUGGCUAUAACACCCACAAACAUCUAACCGCUUUCUCUCUCUUGACACCAAAUGCCAGCUACAAUAACACAUUUUUUCAAUAUCUUAUUUUAUUCUAUUCCAUUAUGCCCGCGUUCAGUGGAAAGUGGCAACAUAGUUGGUGCUCUGUGCAUUCCGUUUUUGCUUCAACGCCAUUAGGUAAAGCAAGAACACUGCAGUGGCAGUGUGGCUAAGGGGGGAAAUGCCAUACUUAUAGAGGGGGUGAGAAAACACCCCACCACCGAGUAUACAUUAAAAUUUUUGCCCUCAUAACGCAUUAAAAAAUGCGGAAUUUUUCGUGCUGUUUUUACGCGAGAACGCGAUUUUGCGCUGCCCAGCUUGGCUCCCUUUUGCUCCUCCUUGUUUUAGGUCCCCCUGCCAUUAUUUACUCAGUUUCAUUAUGCACCCAUUUCAUUAAAAGUUAAGUCGCUCUUCGAGGCCAGCCAGCGACAAUUUAUUUCAAUAAAUUUAAUUACUAAGCCCUUGCAGGCAUUUUUUGUUAACUGUUUUAUACGCUUGACCAGGCUGAUGUGCCCUGCCCUUCUUUUUAGAAUUGUAUGCCAGAUGAGAGGUGGGAAAGUGGGUUGGAGUUGUGUGAAACUUUCAUUACCUAUUUGUAUUACAUAAUUGCACUCACGUGUGGCAGUCCCAAAAGUGUGUGUACAUUAGUACAGGGGUGUCUGUGUCGUGUGUGUUUCUCACAAAAAGUUCCUCCAGCGGAAAGUUUCAUUUACUGUACGUUGGUAAUUUGUUGAAAGUUUUCUCCUUUUUUUCUACGUGUGUUCGCUGGGUCAUUUGCAGGAUGCCCAGGUGAACUUUUUCCUAUAAGUGGGUGAAUGAAUUGGGUUGCCUGCUAAUAUUGAAUAUGAGCGGUUGGCUGUUUUUAUGCAUAAGUGUAGCAAUACUUCGGUGCACUUUUGCAAUGAGUGGACAGCCUCAGCUGCAGUUUGUGGAGGAAGUACAAGAACAUAAUGCCAACCUAUAUAGCUGGCAGCAGUAGCUCCUAAUUAAUGUCAGUCAGUAUCUCUCCUAUUUUACUUACUCUGGCUUUGUUUUUUUCAACUUUGGAAAACACUGUGGGUGGGCGUGGCGUUGAGUGGGGCUAACGCCUUUUCCAUGUCAUAAUAAUUUCUGGCUGGCUUUUCCUUUAUCCCGCUGCCCCUGCUGCUUCACGCAAAACUGAGAAAUGGCGCAUGAAAAGCGCCAACAAACUUUAAUUAGUUAUGCAAAGCGAAUGCAGCUUUGGAAGCAAACAAAGAGGCAGAAAAAUAAAAAAAAGGGUAAAAACGAUUAUGUGAAGCAGCGUAAAUAUAUUUAAAA
Messenger RNA from Drosophila yakuba, 21361 nucleotides. RefSeq names its product dystrophin. Gene Ontology annotation, biological process: synaptic signaling. NCBI's taxonomy places the organism in Eukaryota, Metazoa, Arthropoda, Insecta, Diptera, Drosophilidae. The coding region runs from base 261 to 7913 and encodes 2550 amino acids. Gene Ontology annotation, cellular component: plasma membrane. Gene Ontology annotation, molecular function: zinc ion binding; protein binding. The transcript has 22 exons. The record is from RefSeq and is a predicted model, not a curated record.